AUCACAAGUCGACGGUAACUAAGCAGAGUUCAUCUAUCUGACUUGACAGGUGUUUAUGUAAUAUUCCUUUCACAGGUGAAUACGUCGCGUGUUGAGGUUAUUUCACGGUCUGGGUCAUCUGGGCUUAAGGACUCGGCACAUGACCACACUUAGACACUUGCUGAUGGAGGCGCAGGGGAACAUCUGCCUAACUGAGAUCCUUCAGGACCCCUAAAUUCUGAGAUAAAAGGAGUUUUUGCCUGCAAAAUUAUGGAGACAAAAUGCCUUGAGAACUUCUCGCAUGACGGUAGUUGUGUUCAUGGGGUCGGGUAGAAGAUAGUGCUGAAAGACUCAAAAGAGUGAAACUCCCCCGAAUUCGAGUUGGCAUGGUCUCAGAAACACAUUAGCAGUAGUUUCGACUAGCUUGAGUCUCAUUUGAUAUUUAAUCCAGCGAUUUCAGUCGCUUCAGAGAGAGUAUACAAAUCCCGAUGUCACGACUACGCCCGGCUUCCGAGCCCCGACACCGGACCCGGCGCUCAUCGGAUCGGGCCAUUCCCGUCGCCGCAAGGCCACAACAUUCUAGGCCGUAUCUUCUCGAAUGGAGUACACAAAAUUGUCGGCAGAAAGAAAUUCUCAAUGUUGAAGAGUUUCAAGAUGAGAUGGUGGCGGUGGAAAGGCCCGGUUGGCGCAAGUUGGCUAUUGUAAGAGGUGAAUGUGAUAUGGGUGUUCUAUUAGGGAUGGAGUUGGAAAAGAGAAAGGGAGGAUGGGUUUGGGAGUUCCCUGAGACUGAGAUAAGAAGAAGGAAACCUGAAGAGGAGGAUAAUGAUGCGAAAGAGAAAGAUGGCGAUGACGAGUCUGAUGAGGAUGAGGGAAUCAGAAUAUGUCGUGCAUCACUCAUGGUCAAGGAACGACCCCCUAUUCUUCUCCUUGAUGGUCUUCCAUUUCGAAUAUCCUCAAGACCUUACCGACCUUCAAGAGUACCAAGUAAUACACGUCCAGACGGCAAAACAUCAGGGAAGCGUCCUCCAAAGCGAUCCGGUCUAGAAGACUCCCUCUGGGAAGCCCUGGUCGAUAUCCGCCCAAUAGAGGAUCUAGUGGCAGAGCUCAUCUACGACAUGUGGCUACAGAAACUCGACUCAUUACCGCCUCUCGGAUCCGACUCCGUGGAUGUUCAGUGGACCAUCGCGCGAGCCCUUGAAACCAAUGCAGAUAUCACAAGAAGCAUGGAGCGACGAGGAGAGUUCAGUACGAUAACGGCCGCCGACUGGUCAAAUCUUGCAGAACGUCUACAAAGGCGUAUACAGCUUUCUGUGACAGUUGCGCUCCAAGCUCAAGCCCAACAAGCCCAGGACGACCCCAAAGAUUCAAACUCGAGAAGUCUGGAUCGAAUAGCAUAUCUGGGAGGUCUCUUGCUUCCCCUGACGGUUGUAUCAGGCAUCCUGUCGAUUGAAAACUCAUAUGGUCCGGAAGGCAAAUCAUUUUGGGUGUUCUGGCUUGCAUCAGGACUUUCUUCCCUCCUCGCCAUCCUCAUCAUCUACGCAGAUCAUCUGCGAACAUUGGAUGUGUGGAUGGAAGUUGCAGCAAGUGAGAUUCUGGACUUGGACCACAACAAACGGUUCCAAGCCAAUAGAAUACCGCACAGACGAGAGUAUUAUAGUAGCGGUGAUCCCGAACGGGGAGAGGCCAAGUUGACGACUGCAUCAGGCGGAGGUGUGUAUGUUGUGCAGCACCGAAGAGAUGGGACUAGAGGCAAAGCGUGGAGGAGAGGAGAGUUGGGUUGGGUGGGGGCGAUGAAGAAGAUGUCAGGAUGGUAUCGAUGGAGAGGAAGUCCAGGGAUGGAGUUCAGGAUGCCUGGUUGGGAGAAGACGGUGAAGAACUUGGUGUGGUGAUAAGAUAUUUGUCUCAAGACUUCUCAGGAUAGACUGUAAAGAGGCUAUAAAAGACAGGGUUUUGUAUUCAAUAGAUAGAUCACGCCUUGCGUUUCAUAUUAAAUAAG
This is a messenger RNA of Fusarium redolens, 1975 nucleotides long. RefSeq lists its product as uncharacterized. Bases 468 to 1868 code for a protein of 466 amino acids. Lineage: Eukaryota; Fungi; Ascomycota; Sordariomycetes; Hypocreales; Nectriaceae. The record is from RefSeq and is a predicted model, not a curated record. The transcript has a single exon.